Molecule: messenger RNA, 3117 nt
Organism: Sporothrix schenckii 1099-18
Lineage: Eukaryota; Fungi; Ascomycota; Sordariomycetes; Ophiostomatales; Ophiostomataceae
Product: arrestin domain containing protein
Exons: 1
Coding region: 1-3117 (1038 amino acids)
Biological process (GO): ubiquitin-dependent endocytosis
Cellular component (GO): cytoplasm; cytosol
Molecular function (GO): ubiquitin protein ligase binding; protein-macromolecule adaptor activity
Source: RefSeq, a predicted model, not a curated record
AUGCCGCCACCUACAGCAGAUUUCCGACAUAAUCCCGCCAGUGCGAGCACUGCAGCCACUGCCAAUCCCGUCCGCACAACCAGCAAUUUAAGGCGUGUGCAAUCCAGGGCUGUCCAUGGUACGGUCCUUUACACACCGAGAAGUGGCAUAGAACGCCGACCACGUCCACCAGGCCCGACCUUUCCGACGCCUCUCAUCCGGGCUCGGCCGCGCCGUCCUCACACAAUCCACAUUGUCUCGUAUCCUGCCGGCUACAUCCCGUCUGAAUUGCGAGGUGUUUUGGACCCCGACCACGUUAAGAAGGGCAACACCUCCCGUCCGUCACGUGGCCGCACCAAGACGCUGCAACGCAGAGCUUCUGGCCAAGGUAAUUCAGCCAAACGACAAUUUGACAAAAUCAUUGCCGCGUUUUCUGCACUGCCAGCACCGGCAGCUGCCCUGGCAAAUCCUUUGCCUUUGGGACAAAUCCAGUCCACCUCGGAGCAAAGUCAAAUUCCACCGCCGACCGAGGUAUCAAUCGCGCUGGCCCGGACCAACUCCAGCUCUGGAUCGUCCCGGCCCAAUAGUUUUCUGAACCUCAGCGGACGCUUGUCGUUGACGCAAACACGCUCUGUCGACAGCACCCGGCCGCCGCUUACCGCACCAAUUCCUGCUAUCGAACUUCGCUCACCGGCGAACAGCGCCUCGGCGAUUCCGCAAUCGUUACACCAGGGCGAAAACACUAAUCUCAACAUGUUAUCCACACAAUCCAAUAGCAACCGCAACAGCUUAAUAUCUGUUCGGUCGGUCAAAAACAUCAUAUCGUCGUCCGUCGCCGAGGUCAAUGAAAAGCCCAUUGCUUCAGCCGGCGGCAUGUCCUUUGACAUUGCCCUGACCGAGCCACAUCUGUUCCUCUACGGCUUCGACCACGACACCCGCACGGAGCGCCGCCCAGUUCAGAACACCCCCGCCAUCCUGCGCGGUACGUUGCGGCUCAAAGUCACAAAAAAUGUCAAAAUACGAGCCAUCACCAUCAAGCUGCAGGCCCGGGGCCGUACGAAGUGGCCCGAGGGCCUACCGUUUGACAGAGAGGUGCGACAUGAGGACAUCUCGCUGCGCAACAGCAACCAGACUUUCUUUAACGCUAUGCACGGCUCGUGGUCCACCCCGUACGGCAACAACUGCAACAUCAUCAAGACGCAGAAAGAGUUGCCGUCGGACAACUCGCUCGCGGUCACGUUCGACAAGUUUGGCUCCAGCGGCAACGAGUCUCAAUUGGCGCUCCCGGGCAUGUCAUCCCGCGACAUCAAGCGGCUGUCGCUGCAGCAAGUGCAAGCGCGCAGCUUCGGCAAGGAGGACUCGCCGAUUGUCCAAGCCACUCAGGCCAAAGGCUACAAAGUCUUCGAGCCGGGAUGCUAUGAGUACACCUUCGACUUCCCCAUCGACCACCACCAGCUCGAGUCCAUCAACCUCCCCUUUGCCAGCGUGAAUUGGUGGCUCGAGGGCUCCAUCGAGCGCGCCGGUGCGUUCAAGCCCAACCUGCACGGCGUCAAGGACGUCAGCAUCAUUCGUGUGCCCGACCAGCUGUCACUCGAGACCGUCGAGCCCAUCUCCAUCUCGCGCAGCUGGGAGGACCAGCUGUUCUACGACAUUGUCAUCUCGGGCAAAUCGUUCCCCAUUGGCAGCAAGAUCCCCAUCGCCUUCAAGCUGACGCCACUGGCCAAGGUGCAGCUGCACAAGAUCAAGGUGUUCAUCACCGAAAGUGCAGAGUACUGGAGUAGCAACCGCCGCGUCACUCGGAAAGAUCCCGGCCGCAAGAUCCUCCUGUUCGAGAAGGUGGCCGGCAAGCCCCUCGACGAACAGUACGCGUCAAGCGACAUCAACUUCACUGCGGGCGGCGAGCUGACGCCCGAAGAGCGUGCCGACGCCCGCAACUCUGCCAUCCGCCGCCGCGAGCUAGAGGCCCGCCGCCUCCAGCAGCCCGCCGAGCCUGUCCCGGAAACGGGCGAGAACCUGCUGGGCGAUUUGGAUCUGGGCCUCGAAGCCUACUGGGGCUCGACGGAGCUCGAGAUGAACGUGCAGGUCCCGACCUGCGAGCAAAUGGCCCGCGAUCCCGCUCUCCGCCUGCACCCUGACGUAAGCUGGCGCAACGCCCACGUCUACCACUGGAUCAAGAUAGUCCUGCGCAUCUCCAAGCUCGACCCAGAGGACCCGGCCGGCGUCCGCCGCCGCCACUUUGAGAUCAGCAUCGAUUCGCCAUUCAGCAUCCUCAACUGCCGCGCCACGCAGACCAACACGUCUCUGCCCCGCUACACGGGCAUGGAUAUGAGCCUAGCCGAUUCCUGCGUCGAGUCGGCAUGCGGUUGCAGCGACGCCAUGGACAAGUGCCGCCCAUCGGCACCGAGUCCGAGCGCAUCGAGCCGCACCGGUUCGUUUCCUUUCGGCUCGGAGCUGAACGUGGGGAUGAUGCCCGCACCCCCCCAGGCAGCACACCUGCAUUCUGGCACGCACCAACCAGGAUCGUCGGGUGACAGCAUGUCGGUGUACACGCCGCCGACGAGCAACCGAGGCAGCCAGAUGUCGUUGGCCUCGGCAACGCGGGAUUCCAUGAUGGCGCAUGCGGCGGAGAUUGGCGCUGCAUCCCGUGCCUCCCAAGCGCACACUGCGCAGACGGAGCAGGAGGCGUUCGAGAACCCCCGUCCCAUCCACCUGUUGCGGGUGCCCUCGUACGCACCACCUGCCUUUGACGCCGACUCCUCGCCACCGCUGGCGGCUGACAUCAUGACGCCACCGCCCAACUACGACUUGAUUGUGGGCACGCCCAGCGUCGAUGGGCUGGCGGACUACUUUUCGCGCCUGGCCAACUACGACGACGACCACCAGGGCUCGGGAUCGGACGGUACCGUGACGGACACGGACACGAUCAACAUUGGGCUGGACGACGACGACUCGGACAGCAGCGAGGGUGACAACGUGCCGGCGCGCAUCAGCUCGCGGGGCGGCCGCGUGAACGUACCACACCCCAACACGCCGGGCGGCCUGCAGCGCGCUCCGAGCCGCAGCAUGGACAUCCAGCGGCCGAUGGUGCCGUUCAACUUGCACAUGGCGAACCACGCCGUCCGACACGCCGCCCAGUAG